CGGGCCGGGCCGGGCCGGCGGCACGGCCUGCACGCCCGGCCGGCCCCAGUCGAGUCCCGACACCGGCGCGGCGCUCACCGGCCGGCCGGCGGGUCUGUGAACGCCGGACGAGAGCCGCCGCAGUGAGAGGAGACGGCCGGCGAGCCGCUCCAGUGCCCCGCUGGUGCCGCGUCAGUGGCCCGCGUUCGGCGCCGUCGAGCGCGCUCAGUGUGAUAGUCAGUGUCGGCCACGGAGCGCCGGGCCAGCCGGGCAGAGAGUGACCCCGAGCGGCGCCGAGCUGCUAUCUGCCGCCGUGUCGAGUAUCUUUAUCGGCGGGUCGGCCCAUCGCUGCGGGCCGCCGGGCGCCGCGCGCCACUCCGCCGCCGUCGAGCCGCCGGCCAGCGUGUGACCUGUGACCCGCCGCGCCGCCGCUCGCCGCCGCUCGCCGCCGCUCGUCAGCCAGCUGUCGCCGCCACCUGCUGCAGCCAUGGCCUCCACCGACCCGGCAUUCCGCACCAUCCCGAAACGCUCCACGUGCUUCCUGAUAUGGCGUGUGGAAAAGAUGGCUCUGGUGCCGCUGCCUCGCGACCAGUACGGCAAGUUUUACCGCGGCGACUCCUACGUCAUCCUCAACGUGUCCGAGGGUCGCAAGCCGGGCGGUGUCGGCACCAAGGUGCACGAGACCUCCGGGCCGACCACGUCCAGCAUUCACUUCUGGCUGGGCUCUCAGACCUCGCAGGAUGAGGCGGGCGUGGCCGCCUACAAGACGGUGGAGCUGGACGACCUUCUGGGCGGCACGCCGGUCCAGUACCGUGAGGUGGAAGGUCACGAGAGCCAGCGGUUCCGCUCCUACUUUCCCUCUGGCAUCCGUCACCUGGACGGAGGCGUGGCCACUGGUUUUACGCACGUCACGGACGAGUUCACGCCGACCCUGUUCCUGGUGAAGGGUCGCCGCCACCCGGUCAUCCGACAGCUGCCCUCAGUCGAGUGGAAACACUUCAACGACGGCGAUGUGUUCGUGUUGGACGCACGCGAGGCCGUCUACGUGUGGACCGGAAAGGAGGCUAACCACAUGGAGAGGAUCCAGGCUGCCAAGACGGCCCAGUCAAUUAAGGACGACCACGGCGGAGCCGACAUCAUCGUCGUGGAAAGCGGCAAAGAGGCCGAAAUGUCGAAGAACGAGAAGGCGCUCUUCAACAAGCUGUUGCCGCUGUCGGACCGCUCGGUGCGCCCCGCCUCCGCUGCGCCGUCGGACGACAAGCAGGAGAGGCGUGUGGCGGAGGACAUCCGUCUCUACCGCUGCAGCGACGAGGACGGCGCCCUCAAGGUCACGGAGGUCAAGGGCGGCCCGCUGCUACAGUCUGACCUGGACAAGAAUGACACGUUCAUCAUCGACAACGGCGAACAGGGCAUCUGGGUGUGGGUGGGACGACGCGCCACCCACAAGGAGCGUGCAGAGGCCAUGCGCAACGCUCAGGGAUUCAUCAAGAAGAAGAACUACAGCCAAGCGACACCGGUGACGCGUGUCAUUGACGGCGGCGAGCCCACCGACUUCAAGAGCCUGUUCCAGUCGUGGCGUGAUAAGGAUGCCACCACCGGGCUGGGUAAGAAGGCCACUAUUGGACAGGUGGCCAAGACCAUCCAGACCAGCUUUGACGCCUCCACGCUGCACGAGCACCCGGACCUGGCGGCGCACACGCAGAUGGUGGACGACGGCACCGGCAAGAAGGAGAUCUGGCGCGUGGAGGACUUUGACCUGAAGCCGGUGCCCACCGACAAGUAUGGCAAGUUCUUCUCAGGAGACUGCUAUGUGAUCUUGUACACCUACCAUGCUCGCGGCCGAGAGGAGCAGAUCAUCUACUACUGGCUGGGUUCGCACUCGGCGCAGGACGAACAGGGCACCGCAGCUCUGAAGACCGUGGAGCUGGACGACAGCCUCGGCGGCCGGCCGGUCCAGGUGCGCGUCGUCCAGGGCAAGGAGCCGCCGCACUUCCUGGCGAUGUUCGGCGGUCGGAUGGUGGUCUACUCGGGUGGCGUCUCGUCCGCCUUUGAAAGCGCCGAAGGUGUCAACGGCGGCCACAACACCACUGUGGGCGACACCUACCUGCUGCAGGUGCGUGGCACCACCAACUACAACACGCACGCCGUCCAGGUGGACUGCCGCGCCGGCUCGCUCAACUCCAACGACUGCUUCGUACUGCGCCACGGCGGCGAGGUGUUCGUCUGGUGCGGCAAGGGCGCCACCGGCGACGAGCGCGAGAUGGCCAAGACCAUCGCUGCUGAGAUGCACAGCGAGCCGCAGAUCAUCUACGAGGGCCAGGAGCGCGACGACUUCUGGGCCAAGCUGGGCGGCCUGGAGCCGUACGCGAGCAGCCCGCGCCUGGCCGAGGCCGACCAGAUGCAGCCGGCACGUCUCUUCCAGUGCUCCAACGCCUCCGGGCGGUUCCUGGUCGAGGAGAUUCCCGACUUCAUCCAGGAUGACCUGGUGCCCUCGGACGUGAUGCUGCUGGAUGCCUGGAACACCAUCUUCAUCUGGAUCGGCUCCGGCUCGAACAAGACAGAGCGGGAGCGUGCCGAGAAGACGGCGAUCGAGUACCUGCGCACGGACCCGGCAGGACGCGGCGUCGGCACUCCCAUCGUGCGGGUCAAGCAAGGCUGUGAGCCACCCACCUUCACUGGCUUCUUCGGCGUCUGGGACGACGGUCUGUGGGAGUCGCAGCCCGACUGGGAGGCGGUGCGCCGCGACGUGUCUGCCGGCAACAAGGGCAUCAGCGAGGUGACGGUGGCCGCCGCCAAGGCCGUUGAGCUGCCCGUCUACGAGCUGGAGACGCUGCGGCAGCACGACCCAGAGCUGCUGCCCGAGGACGUCGACCCGUCCAUCAAGGAGCGCUACCUAGCGCCCGAGGUGUUCGAGGAGCUCUUCGGCAUGAGCCGCGACGCGUUCAGCGCUCUACCCACGUGGAAGCAGCAGCAGCUGAAGAAGAAGGUGGACUUAUUCUAGGUGUUGAUUCCGGUGCGUCGUGUUCAGCCAGUGAGAAAGUUGUCACACCUGCGGGCUGAGAUAAUGUGUUCGUGUGUGCGGUCUUGUUAGUGGUGGAGAUAUGAACGAAAAUGGGCGAUAGCUGAUCGAUCACUGAUAGCUGCCUAUUUAUCCAGUGAGGGCUGGCCGGGAAAACCAGAUCCGAUGCCGGCACGGGGUGCUUGUUGUUGGUAUGCCACUUGGCGAGCAGAUGUCUCGAUCAGAGUCCUAUUCCGUGUUAAAGUUUAUUGACAUGUUAUCUACACCAACGGGUGAUGAGUGAAGAAAGCUGUUGAGUCCCCAAUGCCUGCAGAGCUGUUGCCAUGUAUAAGCCAGAUAUGUCAGGAGCAUAAGAUACGAUUACCGAAAUAAUAUAUAUUGAGGUUUACAGUAAAAAGCGGCUCUCAAUGCUGCUCAUGUGCCCGACAUUGAACUAUGUUUGCUUUCUGUGUACGUCACGAUAUAUAUGAUCCAGAUGAUA
This is a messenger RNA of Amphibalanus amphitrite, 3479 nucleotides long. Its product is annotated as advillin-like. The record is from RefSeq and is a predicted model, not a curated record. Bases 467 to 2980 code for a protein of 837 amino acids. NCBI's taxonomy places the organism in Eukaryota, Metazoa, Arthropoda, Thecostraca, Balanomorpha, Balanidae. Gene Ontology annotation, cellular component: cytoplasm; actin cytoskeleton. Gene Ontology annotation, biological process: barbed-end actin filament capping; cytoskeleton organization; actin filament severing. Gene Ontology annotation, molecular function: actin filament binding; phosphatidylinositol-4,5-bisphosphate binding. The transcript has a single exon.